This is a messenger RNA of Anopheles aquasalis, 2895 nucleotides long. It is a transcript of the gene Sardh, whose product is annotated as Sarcosine dehydrogenase. Gene Ontology annotation, cellular component: mitochondrion. NCBI's taxonomy places the organism in Eukaryota, Metazoa, Arthropoda, Insecta, Diptera, Culicidae. The record is from RefSeq and is a predicted model, not a curated record. Gene Ontology annotation, molecular function: protein binding.
UCGGUUGCCGGACACGGAGGCACCAUCACGCAAGUUAUUCGGUUUUAAUUACCACACUUUAUUGGAUUAAAAGCCUGUACAACUCGAUCGAACAGGACACCGAUAUCAAGGACAUUAAAUUUUAAGUGUAUUGUGUAAAGAAGUCAAGUUUAAGAAGAGCAAGCGAAAUGUUUCGAUUGCAAAGAACCACUACUUUACAGCUCAGGAAGUAUAAAUUGAAUCCAGAGCGGUUCUUGACACCACGAGUGACAACGAACUCGGUUCAGCAAUAUUCAACGGAAAAUGCACUUCCGGAAAGUGCCGAUGUGGUUAUCAUUGGAGGUGGAUCGGCUGGAUGUAACACGCUGUACCAACUGGCGAAACGUGGAGUACGGGCUGUGCUGCUGGAAAAAUCUCAGCUAACGGCCGGAACUACCUGGCAUACGGCCGGUCUGGUGUGGCGCUUGCGGCCAAACGAUGUCGAAAUCCGGUUGCUGGCAUCCACAAGGAAUCUACUGAUGCGCCUGGAAGAGGAAACGGGCCACAAUUCGGGCUGGAUCAACAAUGGUGGACUGUUUAUCUCGCACUCACCCGAACGAUUGGAUGAGUAUCGCCGAUUGGCAACGCUUGGCAAGUGCUUCGGUAUCGAUUCCCACAUCCUUACACCGGACGAAGCACAGAAAGUGUUCCCACCGCUCGAUCCAUCCGCCUUUACCGGUGCUCUCUACUCCCCGGGCGAUGGCGUGGUCGAUCCGGCCAUGAUGUGCAAUUCGCUGACCAAAGGUGCGAUCGCCAAUGGUGGUUUGGUGGUGGAAAAUUGUGCCGUCUCGCAGAUCGUAACGGGAGAGAAUCUGCUCGGGAUGAAGGAUGUGCGCGGUGUGGUCACCGAUAAGGGUAUGAUCCGGACGAACACGGUCGUAAAUGCGACCGGUGUGUGGGGUCGGGAUCUGAUCGAACCACUCGGCGUCUAUCUACCGCUCAUACCGAUGCGCCAUGCGUACGUCGUGUCGGAAACGAUGGAUAGCGUGCACCAGAUGCUACCGAACGUACGGGAUCACGACUUUUCGCUGUACUUCCGCAUCCAGGGCAAGUCGAUCUGCAUGGGCGGAUACGAGAACAAUCCGAUCCUGUUGAACCGAGUACCGGGAGACUUUCACUUUGGGCUGUACGAUCUCGAUUACUCGGUGUUUGAUACGCACAUUGAGGGGGCGGUGAAGUUGUGCCCAGCGUUUGGCCAGGCUGGCAUUAAGAGUACUAUCUGUGGACCGGAAUCGUUUACACCGGAUCAUAAGCCCCUGAUGGGACCGGAUCCGACGGUGAGUGGACUGUUUCACAGUGUUGGGUACAAUUCGGCCGGUAUGAUGCUUGGUGCGGGCUGUGCCGAGCAGCUGGCCAACUGGAUCAUCCAUGAACGGCCCGAGCAGCACAUGUUCGCGUACGACGUGCGGCGGUUCUCGCCGAAGCAAAAGAAAGCCCACAACUGGGCGACCGAACGAAGCCACGAGGCGUACGCCAAGAACUAUAGUAUUGUUUUUCCCCACGAUGAAGCACUGGCCGGACGGAAUUUUACCGUCGAUCCGUUCCACAAGCAAAUGAUCCAGUAUGGUGCAGUGAUGGAGGAACGUCAUGGCUGGGAACGGCCAGGGUACUUCCUGCUCGAUGAAACGGUCGUGGUGCAACCGUACGAUUGGUAUGGCUACUACGAUCACCCCAAGAACUCCAACACACACUACGAGGAAGCACUGAAGGGUGAUUACAAGUUUGGCUUCUCCGAUCAUCACGAUCUGAUCGGGGAGGAAGCUCUCACGUGCCGCCAUGAUGCUACCGUUUUCAAUCUUAGCUACUUCUGCAAACUCUUCCUGACCGGCAGUCAGGCUAAGGAGGCGGCUGAAUGGAUUUUCACUGCUAAUCUGGAUAAACCGGUCAACAAAACGAUCUACACCUGCGCGCUCAACAAACGGGGCGGUGUCGAGGCUGAUGUUACCGUCAGCAUUCUAGAGUCCGGUGUUGGUGGAUUGCAUGAUCCGAUUUUCAAGGGCCGUGGAUACUACAUCGUGGCCGGAGGUGCAUCCGCUUAUCACACCAAAUGUCACAUCCUGUCGGCGAUACAGGAGAAAGCGUUCCGGGCUGUCGUCAGCGAUCACACCGAGGAGCUCGGUGUGCUCUCGAUCCAGGGUCCCAAGAGUCGUGAAAUUCUGCAAAAGAUCACCGAUUUUGAUCUGUCCAACGAUGAAGCAUUCCCACCGAACUCCACCAUGGUGCUGACGAUCAAGAUCAAUCCGCACUACAGCUGCCAGGUGCGGGUGCUGCGCGUCAGCUUCGUCGGUGAGCUCGGUUACGAGCUGCACAUUCCGGAGGAGUCCUGCAACGAUGUGUACAAUGUGGUGAUGAAGGCGGGCUAUAAGGAAGAUCUGCGCAAUGCCGGUUACCGGGCGCUGUACUCGCUCAGCAGCGAAAAGGGUUACCAUCUGUGGGGCUACGAUCUGCGCUCGGACGAUACACCGAUCGAGGCGAAUCUGGGGUUCGUGUGCCGCCGGAAGGGUGAUUACCAGGGCAAGGAGGUGGUCGAGCGGCAGUUGGCCGAUGGUGUGACGCGCCGAUUGGCAUUCUUCACGCUCCGGGAACAGGUACCGAUCUGGGGAUUGGAAGCCGUGUACCGGGAUGGAGAGAUUGUUGGCCAUCUGCGACGGGGCGAGUACGGCUACACGCUACAGAAACCGAUUGGCCAGGCGUACGUGCAGCGUACGGACGGGGCUGCCAUCACUAGUGACUUCCUGAAAUCGGGACGCUACCAGAUCGAGGUGAUGGGCAAACUGUACGACGCCGAUUGCCAUCUGAGAAGCCCGUUCGAUCCGAAGGGUCAACGAAUGCUCGGAAUAUACAAAUAAAUUAUGCGCCCUCCGCCACUUAACUGUC